Oldenlandia corymbosa var. corymbosa is the source of this 872-nucleotide messenger RNA. Lineage: Eukaryota; Viridiplantae; Streptophyta; Magnoliopsida; Gentianales; Rubiaceae. The record is from the annotation of a GenBank genome assembly.
CAAAGUAGCUGCAAAAUUAGACCACCAAAACCAUAAUCAUGUCGACAUUCUUCAGUUAUUACAAGAAUUACACUUACUUGCUCUUCUUGUUCUUAUUUCUCCUCCACUGCACCCCAUCGAGUUGCCGUAACAUUGCCGACGUAACACGUCGUACGCCGCAGUCUUCAUCUCAACAGAAUUCCCAAAACAAUAAUUCGCACGAAAGAAUUCUUUACGACACUUAUCCAAACAUGCAGACAUGGGGUGACGGACCACAUCUAGCGGCCACGGUGACCUACUCUUUCUUGUCGGCAUACAUGAUCGACUACCUCAGCCUCGACGACAUCAGAGCUGCCUUCGGAAGCGCCUUUUCCCAGUGGGCCGACGUGACCCCGUUGAACUUCAUGGAGCUCCCGGAAGUCUGGAAGACGGACAUCACCAUCGGGUUCUUCGUCGGGGACCACGGGGACGGGUACCUGUUCGACGGGCCGGGAGGAGAGGUGGGCCAUGCGGAGCCGCCACGAGACGGGAGGCUCCACCUGGACGGAGACGAGAGGUGGACCGUGAACCUGGCCGUGGAUCCAUCCGAGAUGGCCUACGACUUGGAAUCCGCGGCGGUCCACUUAAUUGGUCACACUCUAGGGUUGAGGGAUUCGACGGUUAUCGAGGCGGUGAUGCACCCGAAUUUAACCGCUAGGACAAGGAAGGUGGAACUGGCGUAUGAUGACAUUGCGGGAAUACAAGCGUUAUAUGGUGCAAUUCCUAAUACUCCCAAUCGUCAUCCCGAUCCUUCUUCAUCAACAAGUUUGAGUGGUUUCAUGGAGACAAGAAGAAGAAGAUUCGGGUGGAAUACGCUUUUGACAUUUGUUUUAGUUUCUCUGAGUUUGCUGUGA